AUGUCAAAUUUAUUUUCCGGGUUAGCAAGCAUUACAAAAACUGUAUCAGAUGCUCUUAAUAACCCAGAAGUUAAAAAAUUUCAAGACCAAGUGACUGGUUAUGUAAUGAAUUUUACUGAUGCAGAAAUAAAAGUACGAAAUGCAACGAAUGAUGAAGGAUGGGGACCAACUAAUCAGCAAUGUGAUGAAAUCGCAAGUAUGACCUUUUCAUAUGACCUUUGUACAGAGGCAUCUGAGAUGUUAUUUAAACGUAUGAUGGAAAAUAGCAAAGGAACAUGGAGACGAACAUAUAAAAGUUUAAGAUUAGUAGAUCAUUUAUUAAAACAUGGAAGUGAAAGAUUUAUUAAAUAUACAAGAGAACAUUCAGCACAAAUAAGAGGUUUACAAAAUUUUCAUUAUAUUGAUGAAAAAGGUAAAGAUCAAGGAAUUAAUAUUCGUGUAAAAGCUAAAGCAAUUAUACAACUUUUACAAGAUGAAAAUUUACUUAUUGAAGAAAGAAAAAAAGCUAAAACAAUGAAUAGAGAUAAAUAUGUUGGUUAUUCAAAAGAAGAUAUGAUUCAUAUGUCAGGAAGUUCUUCAAUGUCUGGUUUUGGAAAUGAUUAUUAUAAUAAAUAUUCUGAUACAUCUUCAAAUGUUAAUAAAUCUCAGUCAAUGAAUGAUGAUAUUCAUAAAGAGGCUAAUUUAUUUAAUUUUCCUGAUGAUAGAGAUAUGGAUCAUACAGAACUUGGUAUUCCAAAUACACCAAAUAAUGAUGAUGAUUUUGGUGAAUUUGAAUCACCUGUAAAAAUUACAGAAAGUCAAAAAAAAGUAGAAGUUGAUUUAUUUGGUGAUAUAGUACCAAUUGCUCCACCUCCUAAUAACUUAGUAUCACCAACAUUCUCUUCAAAAAGUAUGACAUCACCUGUUUUGAAUACAAAAACUACAACAAAUGAUUUAAUUAAUCUUAUGGAUGAUUUAAAUGUCAUAGAACCACCAUCUACACAACAAACUUCUAUUAAUGUAUUUGCUGCAACAAGAAUGGAUUCUGAUAUUCUACCAAUACCUCAAAAAAUUGAACCACUUAAAAAUAAUGUUGGAAAUUUGUUGGAUAUAGAUAUUAAUACAACUGAUCAAAAUACAAAUAUACAAGAUGAAUUUGCUGAUUUUGUAGCAUUUGGUGGUACUACAACAACAAAUGAACCACAACAACUUGACUUUUUUAACUCAAUGUCUACUAUUUCACCUAAAGAAUCACAAAAUAAAAUAGAUACACCUAUAAAUGAAAAAAAUAACUUAGACUUAGGUAAUUUUAUUUCAGAAAAGAAACUUCCUCCAAAAGAGAGUACAAAAGUUGGAAGUACAUGGAAUGGCCUGGAAGAUAAAUUUGGAUUAGAUUUUGCAAAUUUCAACCUUAAAAAAGGAGAAUCGGAAAAGAAAAAAGUAUCAAUGAAUGAAAUGAAAAGUAAAGGAAGUAUACCAACAAAUUUAUUUUAA
Molecule: messenger RNA, 1473 nt
Organism: Strongyloides ratti
Lineage: Eukaryota; Metazoa; Nematoda; Chromadorea; Rhabditida; Strongyloididae
Product: Clathrin interactor 1
Exons: 4
Coding region: 1-1473 (490 amino acids)
Biological process (GO): endocytosis
Cellular component (GO): clathrin vesicle coat; plasma membrane; endosome
Molecular function (GO): clathrin binding; phospholipid binding
Source: RefSeq, a predicted model, not a curated record